Messenger RNA from Parastagonospora nodorum SN15, 2189 nucleotides. RefSeq lists its product as hypothetical. NCBI's taxonomy places the organism in Eukaryota, Fungi, Ascomycota, Dothideomycetes, Pleosporales, Phaeosphaeriaceae. The transcript has 9 exons. Gene Ontology annotation, biological process: intracellular signal transduction; protein phosphorylation. Gene Ontology annotation, molecular function: protein serine/threonine kinase activator activity; protein kinase activity; ATP binding. Bases 1 to 1917 code for a protein of 638 amino acids. The record is from RefSeq and is a predicted model, not a curated record.
AUGGAAGCACCUCAUGACUCGAAGCGCGAGGCCAAGAUACUGUCGGUAGCUGCAUCUGACAACGUCAUACCACUUCUAGAGACCUUUCGCGAAAACAGCAGUCAUUUCAUUCUCGUUAUGCCAUUCAUGCGGUACAGCGUGAAUGAGCUGCUACAAGACAAGAAGCUAUCAGGUCCACAGAUGAAGAACUGUCUCAAGGAUCUCUUUUCAGGCCUAGCCCAUAUCCAUGGCCAAGGCAUCAUCCACCGCGACAUAAAACCUUCCAACAUCCUUUUGAAAUCGCUGGACGGGCCCGCCUACUUGUCCGAUUUCGGCAUCGCGUGGGCACCCGGUGUAGUGGGCGCGGAACCAGCGGAUUCCAAGAUCACGGAUGUUGGUACAACAUGCUACAGGCCACCCGAACUGUUGUUCGGUAACACGAGCUAUGGCUGCAACUUGGAUCUGUGGGCGGCCGGCUGCACCGUGGCCGAAGUACUGGACCCGAACCAUGCUACUCUUUUCGACUCCGGAGAGUUGGGAAGUGACUUGGCGCUUAUACAAAGCAUGUUUAAGAAGCUUGGGACGCCCAAUUUGGACGUCUGGCCGGAGGCAGCUGGAUUCAGAGACUGGGGCAAGGUGCAGUUCUACGAGUAUCCGGCGCAGGAAUGGUCUGCGUUGCUACCGAGCGUAUCAGAGGCUGAACGUGAUCUGGAUGGCCGCGGAAAAGACUUCGGAGGCAUAGGCGAGGCCUGGUCAUGGAUGCAGUCUGGUACAGCUUGCCAGCUAGGCGCGAUUAAUGGACAUCCCCUCACAACAUCGUCGCCCGUUUCCCCUGCUGACGUCCGCACCUCCGCAUUUCCGCUCAGCAUGGCUUCCUUUUUUGGUCUGGGUCGGAACCGGCAGAAGAGCCCGCAGGAGCUCGCGCAUGAGACGAAAGAACUCACAGUACGGCUUGCGCAGGAGGAGAAGCCGAACCCAAAGAUAGAAGAGGCACUUGCAAUGGACUUGCAGCAGAUGAAGAUUCGACUUCAAGGCACACCAGAUACGGAAGUCUCCCCCGAGUCGGUGCUAGAGCAGCUGGGCGCGAUCAUGAACGAGGAUCUUCUCUACGUCCUCGCUAUCAACAUCCACAAGCUGCCAUUCGAGUCGCGAAAAGACGCCCAGGUCAUCUUCUCCACUGCGUUCCGAUACAAGCGGCCCGGACAGAACGAGCCCGAGGUUCUGCACCACAUAGUCACAUUUCGGCCAGAGAUCAUAAUUGCUUUGUGCAGAGGAUAUGAUAGACGGGAGAGCGCCAUGCCGUGCGGAGGGGUGCUUCGUGAAGCACUCAAGUACGACGCCAUUUGUGCGCUACUUCUGUACGACGAGCCCACUGAGGACGGCAGCCCACUCGAUCUGGCCAACGUCAAUCCUGACCUGCCGUCGUCUGGCAACGGUGUGCUUUGGAAGUUCUUCGACUGGAUAGAUAAGGGUGCUUUCGAAGUCAGCGCAGACGCAUUCAAUACAUUUAGGACAAACUUCGACACGUUCUUCGCCAAGUACAACUCGAUAUUGAUACAGUCGGAAAGCUACGUCACGAAGCGCCAGUCGAUCAAGCUGCUGGGCGAGAUCUUGCUCGACCGGGCGAAUUACAACGUCAUGACUCAAUACGUGGAUUCGGGCGACCACCUCAAGAUCAUCAUGAGGCUGCUGAGGGACGACCGAAAGAUGAUCAACUACGAAGGGUUCCAUGUCUUCAAGGUAUUCGUUGCGAACCCCAACAAGUCGCAUGCGGUGCAAAAGAUUUUGAUUGGCAACCGCGAGAAACUCCUGCGCUUCCUGCCCGCCUUCCUCGAAGAUCGCACAGAAGACGAACAGUUCAUUGACGAGAAGAGUUUCUUGAUACGGCAGAUUGAACAGCUGCCUGCGCAGCCUACUGUUCCUCCACCGGCGGUAUAGCACUCUGCUGAGUCGUCGAGAAGGCCACGGCCUGUUGCGGCUCCUAGGGUGGAGUGGCACCCUUCUGACACAGUGUUUCUACGCGACGUGAGGCUGAAUUGAAUCGGAGUUCUGGAUACGGGUUCAGGUCUGAGAUCAGGAUUGAUCGUUGUUUAGCAUACCCCAUCGCUCUGCGUCUGCAUCACUGGCAUAGAUUUCUUAGUAGUUGCAUAGCUAUGUUCACUGCCGCAUUAUCAUCCAACCCUGAAAAUACACGGCAAGUCUGCCGAGAA